This is a messenger RNA of Anoplophora glabripennis (Asian longhorned beetle), 1117 nucleotides long. Its product is annotated as alpha-aspartyl dipeptidase. Gene Ontology annotation, molecular function: serine-type peptidase activity. NCBI's taxonomy places the organism in Eukaryota, Metazoa, Arthropoda, Insecta, Coleoptera, Cerambycidae. The coding region runs from base 293 to 1027 and encodes 244 amino acids. Gene Ontology annotation, biological process: proteolysis. The transcript is spliced from 5 exons. The record is from RefSeq and is a predicted model, not a curated record.
UGCUGCCAGCUGCCACUGAACAAAUAAAUACACAUUUCUUCUUAGUUAUUUGAUAAAACUUUUAUCACAUCAAUAAUAAUUUAUUAUUAUUACAUUCCUGAUUUCAGGUUAUAAUCUGACAAUCAUGUAGUCAGGGCGCAGAAUGUAGAAUAGUUUUUUAAUCUAUAAAUCCCGGAUAAUAAACUUUUCUAAUUUUAAAUCAAAAAGUAUUUAUGACCGAAGAUAAAGCUGUAUUUAUUGUAGUAUUUUCUUUUUGUUAGUAUAUUAGUUAGCUGCAUUUUUAAGUUAAACUAUGUUGAGACAAAUUUUGCUACUGUCUUCUUCAAAAGUUCAUGGCCACGAAUUUUUAGAAUAUGCAGCAAAUGAUAUUUGUGAAGUGUUAAAUGGAAACAAAGUAUCUACCGUAUUAUUCAUUCCAUACGCCUUAAGUGAUCAUGAUGCUUACUUAAAAAAAGUGGAAAUACCAUUCAAGAAAUGGGGAUAUUGUGUUGAGGGUAUUCACAAAGUAAAUCCUUUAGAAGCAGUUGAAAAAGCAGAGGCAAUAUUUGUUGGAGGUGGAAAUACAUUUAGACUUCUUAAAACUUUGUAUGAUUUAAAUUUGGUUAAGGCUAUUGCAAAAAAAGUCCUUAAAGAUGGUAUUCCAUACAUUGGUACAAGUGCAGGAACAAAUGUUGCAACUAGAAGUAUACAUACCACAAAUGAUAUGCCAAUUGUAUAUCCUCCUACAUUUGAAGCUUUAAAUUUGGUUCCGUUCAAUAUAAAUCCACACUAUUUAGAUGCUGAUCCAAAUUCAAAACAUAAGGGUGAAACAAGAGAAGAGAGAAUUCUACAAUAUCUUGAGGAAAAAGAAUCAAACACAGUUUUAGGCCUGCAUGAAGGAUCCACACUUUAUAUUAAAGAUAAUACAGUUAUCUUAAAAGGACUAAAAGGUGCAAGGCUAUUUAUAAAGGGAAAGGAUCCACUUGAGAUUGAUGUAGGAAGUAACUUAUCUUAUUUACUCAAAACAGAAGAGAACAUGAAAACGUAAUUUAAAAUAAGCGGUCUAGAUCUAAUUGAUUGUUUUACACAUUUGCAUAUUUUUUGACUUAUUAACAAAAUUAAAUAUUUACCAAUAAAA